CCCAGGAGGGAGCUUGUCCAAUCUCCACCUCCGAGGCUUUGGAGACCUUUGGCCAGUUCUAUUGAUCUUCACUCCUGGGCAGGCAACGGGACCAUCAACAGACGCCAUGACGGCUCUGUUGCUCCUGGGACCCCUGCUGAUAAGCCUGGAUUUGACACUUUCGACUCCACCGUGGAAAGGCCCCAAGGAGUUCAAGCAUGGAGCUGAUGACCUCACCGUGGUCCUCACUGUCGAUGGGAAGCUCUGCCACUUUCCCUUCCAGCACCACCGUCGUCUGUACCACAAAUGCAUCCGCAAGGGCCGGCCAGGCUCCCGGCCCUGGUGUGCUACCACCUCCAACUUUGAUGAGGACCAGCAAUGGGGGUACUGCUUGGAACCCAAGAAGGUGAAAGACCACUGCAGCAAACACAGCCCCUGCCAUGAAGGAGGGACGUGCGUGAACACCCCCAGCGGCCCCCUCUGUCUCUGCCCUGAACACCUCACGGGGAAGCACUGUCAGAGAGAGAAAUGCUUUGAACCCCAGCUCCUCCAAUUCUUCCAUGAGAAUGAGACAUGGCUUAGAGCGGGGCCAGCAGAUGUGGCCAGGUGCCAGUGCAAAGGUCCUGAGGCUCACUGCAAGCCUGUGGCCAGUCAGGCCUGCAGCACCAAUCAGUGCCUUCAUGGAGGCAGCUGCCUCCAGGUGGAGGGCCACGAAUUGUGCCGUUGCCCUGUGGGGUACACCGGACGUUUUUGCGACAUAGACGUUAAUGCGACCUGCUAUGAUGGCAGUGGGUUCAGCUACCGGGGCCAGGCUAGAACCACUCUGUCGGGUGCGCCAUGUCAGCGGUGGGCCUCCGAGGCCACCUACUGGAACAUGACUGCGAAGCAAGCGCUAAGCCGGGGCCUGGGCCACCACGCAUUCUGCAGGAACCCGGAUAAUGACACACGUCCAUGGUGCUACGUCUGGAGUGGUGACAGGCUGAGCUGGGACUAUUGCGACCUGGAGCAGUGCCAGGCUCCAAUCCAGGCAACACUCAUACCUCGAGUUACCCUUGAACGGCAGGACUUGCUGGUGCCCUGGCCUUCCACACUGCAGAAGCCUCAGCCCACGUCCCAGGAGCCAUCUGUGUCCCAUGCACUAGACGCCUCGUCAGAGCAUCACACCAGGACCAGCACAGUGGGCUGCGGACAGCGGUUCCGCAAGCGACUGUCCUCGCUCAGGCGCGUGAUAGGCGGACUAGUGGCUCUCCCUGGGUCGCAUCCCUACAUCGCCGCACUGUACUGGGGCGACAACUUCUGCGGCGGCAGCCUCAUCGCCCCCUGCUGGGUGCUGACCGCGGCUCACUGCCUGCAGAACCGGCCGGCCCCCCAGGAACUGACAGUGGUGCUUGGUCAAGAUCGCCAUAACCGAAGCUGCGAGCAUUGCCAGACACUGGCUGUGAACUCCUACCACCUUCAUGAGGGCUUCUCCUCCAGCACCUACCAACAUGACUUGGCUUUACUGCGCCUGCAGGAAAGCGAAAACAACAACUGCGCAAACCUGUCGCCUCACAUCCAACCGGUGUGUCUGCCCAGCAGUGCAGCUCCACCCUCUGAGACAGUGAUCUGUGAGGUGGCCGGCUGGGGUCACCAGUUUGAGGGGGCGGAGGAGUACGCCACCUUCCUGCAGGAGGCACAGGUACCCUUUAUCUCCCAGGAGCGCUGCUCCGAUCCUGAAGUGCAUGGAAACGCCAUCCUGCCUGGAAUGCUUUGUGCUGGCUUCCUGGAGGGAGGCACCGACGCCUGCCAGGGUGAUUCCGGGGGUCCUCUGGUGUGUGAGGAAGGAGCUGCAGAGAGCCAGAUCACACUGAGAGGUGUCGUCAGCUGGGGCUCCGGGUGUGGGGACCGCAACAAACCUGGAGUCUACACCGACGUGGCUAACUACCUGGCUUGGAUCCAGGAGCAUAUUGCUUCAUAAGUAACCCAGCUUGGUCCUUCCCUCUUGUG
This is a messenger RNA of Acomys russatus (golden spiny mouse), 1965 nucleotides long. RefSeq names its product coagulation factor XII (gene F12). Gene Ontology annotation, molecular function: serine-type endopeptidase activity; calcium ion binding. Bases 107 to 1936 code for a protein of 609 amino acids. The transcript is spliced from 14 exons. NCBI's taxonomy places the organism in Eukaryota, Metazoa, Chordata, Mammalia, Rodentia, Muridae. Gene Ontology annotation, cellular component: extracellular region; rough endoplasmic reticulum. The record is from RefSeq and is a predicted model, not a curated record. Gene Ontology annotation, biological process: zymogen activation; blood coagulation.